AUGAACAAGAUCAAACUCCACAUCGAAAGUGACAACUUCACGGAUGAGAGCCACCGAACCCCAGUUCGUGCUCUUCCUUCAACAUGGUACACCUCUCCAGAAAUGUUUGAGCUCGAGAGGCGCGCCAUCUUCUCCAAGAAAUGGCUUCUCGUCACACACCAGAACAGACUUGCCAAGGCUGGUGACUGGCUCAAGUUCAACACGACAGGAUAUGAGUUUGUCGUCGCUCGUGAUCGAAAGGGCAACUUGAAUGCCUUCCACAACGUCUGUCGCCACCGGGCCUUCCCAGUCGUCCAGGGUGGAACUUCAGGAAACUCGUCGAUCUUUGCCUGCAAGUACCACGGCUGGUCUUAUGGUCUGAGCGGUAACCUCGCAAAGGCUCCCAACUACGACGUGCUUGACGGAUUCGACAAGAGCCAGAAUGGUCUUUUCAAGAUUCAUCUCAAACUCGAUGCAUAUGGCUUUGUCUGGGUCAACCUCGACAGUUCCGAUAACCCAGAGCCUUGGACAAACUAUUUCGAUGGGAUCGACCAGCAGGAGAGACUGUCCAAGGUCAACUUUGAGGACUAUGUUCUUGACAACGAGUAUGGCAUGGAUGGCAACUACAACUGGAAGAUUCUCGCAGACAACUUCAACGAGUGCUAUCACUGUCCCACAACGCAUCCCGAUUUGCCAACACUUGCCGACCUUGGAAAGAUGAAGUGUGAUACCGACAAGGCAUGGAUCAAGCACUCGAGUGUUCAGACAGAGGAGCAGAAGAAGGCCGGCCUCCAACUCGCAAGCACGUAUUUCUACCCCAACGCCUCGGUAGUCGUUCUACCUCAUUUCAUGAUGAUCCAACGCUUUGUUCCCACAUCGGCAUCACACUCAUCGAUGCACUAUCAAAUCUUCCGCAACAGGACUUCAUCCGACGAAGACUUCCAUUUAAUUGCGGACAUGUACGCUCGAGUUGUCUCUGAGGAUAAGGACCUUUGCAUUGGCGCGCAGCGAAACUUGGAAGCCGGUGUUUUCAUCAGUGGCGAGCUUCAUCCUCGCCUUGAACACGGUCCUCUGUCAUUCCAGGAUGGACAUCGAGACGCCAUUCAUGCUCAUGUCAAGCUUGAGAGGGAGGCUGGAAAGCAAAUUUGGCCGGCUCGACAAAAGUUGCCUGAUACGGAGGGCGCCAAGAAGAACAUGGAGGACGAGGAGCUUUGUUCGAGUUUGUCUUGUGGAGGGCUUCAGGAAGUUUUAGCAUGGUAA
This is a messenger RNA of Fusarium venenatum, 1239 nucleotides long. RefSeq names its product Rieske [2Fe-2S] iron-sulfur domain-containing protein. The record is from RefSeq and is a predicted model, not a curated record. Gene Ontology annotation, molecular function: iron ion binding; 2 iron, 2 sulfur cluster binding. Lineage: Eukaryota; Fungi; Ascomycota; Sordariomycetes; Hypocreales; Nectriaceae.